UUUUAAAUUUUAUAUAUAAUUUACGUCAUUUAUCAUUUUUUUAUGAAAAUAUAAUUAAAAGAAUAAAAAAUAAAAAGAAUGUCUCUAUUAUAUCAAUGCAUUAUUUGUCAGCAUGAACAUAAUACUAUUAUUGAUUUACAUAAUCAUCAUAUUCAACAUCAUAAUCUAGAAGAAUUAUCGCAUACUAUCAUUAGUCUUCAGGGCUAUAAAGAUUGGAAAAAUAUAAAAUUCAAAAAAAAAUAUUUAAAAUCUAUAAAUUUAGGAGAUAAUAAUAAUAAUGAAAAUAUAUGUAAUCAUCUUUUUAUUAAACCUAAACCACAAAAUAGAAAUAUAUAUAAAGAAAAACAAAAAACAAAUUCAGCAAAAAAAUUUAGUCAUGACAAUAUAACUUGUUCAAUAAAUUGUAGUCAAUUUAUUCCUUGGGAGCGUGAAUUAAAUAAAAGAAAAGAGAUAAAUGAUGAAGAAUUUAUUAAUAUUAUUGAAAGUCUUUGUUAUGAUUUAAGUAAAAGGAAACGUAGAGGAAGGAAGAAAAGAGAUAAAACCGCUAUAGAAAAAAUAAAUUCAAAAGAUUUAAUGCAACAUGUGGAAACUAUUAUAGAAAUGGAGAAUAAAUCUAUAGAUAUUAAAUCUGGUCAAACAGCAACAACAUCAUUUUGGAAUACCAAAAAUUCAGUCACUAAUACUACUAUUAAUAAUGAAUUUCUUACAUCACAAAUUAAAAAUAAAAUAGAGGACAUUAGAAAUAAUGAGAUUACAACAUUGGAAUUAGUUAAUAUUAACAAAGAUAAAAAUGUUUCAAAGCACUAUUCAUCAUGUAAUAAUAUUUCUUGGAAUUCUAUUAUUUCUAUGAAUGUUAAUGAACAAGAAAUACUUGUUGAAGAAACUAAUGUAUAUCCUGAUUCAGUGGAAAUUGACAUUAAAAAUUUUCUUUAAAAAAAAAAAA
Messenger RNA from Apis florea (little honeybee), 943 nucleotides. RefSeq lists its product as uncharacterized. The record is from RefSeq and is a predicted model, not a curated record. Lineage: Eukaryota; Metazoa; Arthropoda; Insecta; Hymenoptera; Apidae.